AUGUCUGAUACCUAUCUAACAUCAUUAGGGAUUGGUAUAUCCACCUUGUUGAUCCUGGGAACCAUAUUCUACCUCCGUUCAAAUACAAAACCAUCUAAACCAGAACCAUCAAGAAAACAACCAAGAAAACCCAAAAAACCAGUCAAGAUCCUAACAUUAUUGGAGAGAUUCCAGCUAGCUUUAACCACUGUUAAUACCACUGUUAGAACUGAACUUGAGCCAGAAGUUGAAAAGUAUUAUACAGACAUCAAUCAAAUUUCACCAGAUGAUAGAUUGUAUAAAUAUAACUAUUUCCAAGAAGAAUUGUUGAAAGAAUUGAUCAAAUUGGAUGAGAUUGACUUGACACUUUUAGAUGAUGAAACAGUUAAAAAGACCUUGAAAGAUGAAAGAAAAAUUAUCAUUAAACAUAUUCAAGGUUUACAAAAGGGACUUGAUGGGUACAAAAAGGAAAAUAGCGGUAAAUAUCCAAAAAAUUGA
Messenger RNA from Hansenula anomala, 477 nucleotides. RefSeq names its product Snl1p (gene SNL1). Bases 1 to 477 code for a protein of 158 amino acids. NCBI's taxonomy places the organism in Eukaryota, Fungi, Ascomycota, Saccharomycetes, Phaffomycetales, Wickerhamomycetaceae. The record is from RefSeq and is a predicted model, not a curated record. Gene Ontology annotation, molecular function: protein-folding chaperone binding. The transcript has a single exon.